AAAAAAUAUGACAAGCUACUGCAAUGGAGUUCACAUUCUAAUGAUCCCAUACCCAGGAGCGGGACAUAUCCUUCCUCUUAUGGAUUUAACCCACCAGCUCCUCCGUCGUGGCUUAACAGUGACGGUCAUGGUCACACCUAAAAACCUCCAUUAUCUCAACCCUCUCCUCUCUUUACAUUCUUCUUCAAAUCUCCAAACAUUGGUGCUUCCUUUCCCUUCCCACUCUUCCAUCCCACACGGUAUCGAAAACAUGCAAGACCUCGACAUCUCUUUCGUCCACGAUUUCGCUGCUGCAUUGAGUAAGCUCCACGAUCCUAUAGUUAACUGGUUCGAAUCCCAUGUUUCUCCUCCAGUCGCGAUUGUUUCCGACAUGUUGCUUAGUUCUUGGACUCCUUCGUUAGCUUCAAACCUCGGGAUCCCCAAUGUGUGUUUCGUCUUCACCAAUGCACAUGCGGUGUGUUCAUGGUGGGUGGACCAUCUAAAUUCCAUGUCCGAUUGUUAUAGGAAACUGCAUCUCGGUUGCAUUCAAAGUUGGGGUUUGGUUUUCAACUCGUUUGAUGAGAUAGAUGAUGAAAAAAUUAACUUUAUCAAGGAAGAGAUAACCAAGCACAACCGUUUAUGGGCUGUAGGUCCUUUGCUCCCCAUUGAACGCGGACCAAGUUUCUUGGGGCAAGAUGAUCAAGUUAUUCAAUGGCUUGACUCUUGUCAUAAAGUUGACAAAUCCGUGGUCUAUGUCGGAUUUGGAACACAGAUAACAUUUUCGAAGCUACAAAUGGAGGCUGUUGCUUCAGCUUUGGAACAAAGUGCGGUUCGUUUCAUUUGGGUUGUGAAGGAACCGAUGAAAGGAGUUGGAAAUAUCGAUGAUGAUGGGAACGUGGUUCCACCAGGGUUCGAGGAUCGUGUUGCGGGGAGGGGAGUUGUGAUCAAAGGCUGGGCACCCCAAGUGGCUAUUCUUGGCCACCCUGCGGUUGGUUCGUAUUUAAGUCAUUGUAGUUGGAAUUCGGCACUCGAAGGCUUCCUUGCUGAGGUUCUAUUGCUUGCCUGGCCCAUGCAAGCUGACCAUUUCCGUAAUGCAGCUCUGUUGGUCGAUGAAUUGGGGGUUGCGGUUCGUGUUUGUGAGGGUUUAGAGACUGUCCCUGAUGCAACCAAGCUGGCUCGAACUCUCUCUGAUUCCUUGGACAUGAACAAGCCUGAGAGGGUUCAAGCCAUGAAAUUAAGGAAGAUUGCAUUAGACUCCAUUGGAGAAGGUGGAAGUUCUUACAGGGCUUUAGAUGACUUUGUAGAACAACUGUCUUAUCUCGGUGUAAGGAAAACGAGGGAAAUGUAA
Messenger RNA from Hibiscus syriacus, 1327 nucleotides. Its product is annotated as flavonol 7-O-rhamnosyltransferase-like. The record is from RefSeq and is a predicted model, not a curated record. The coding region runs from base 8 to 1327 and encodes 439 amino acids. The transcript has a single exon. Gene Ontology annotation, molecular function: UDP-glycosyltransferase activity. Lineage: Eukaryota; Viridiplantae; Streptophyta; Magnoliopsida; Malvales; Malvaceae.